Molecule: messenger RNA, 2394 nt
Organism: Dermacentor andersoni
Lineage: Eukaryota; Metazoa; Arthropoda; Arachnida; Ixodida; Ixodidae
Biological process (GO): negative regulation of transcription by RNA polymerase II; positive regulation of transcription by RNA polymerase II; neuron differentiation
Cellular component (GO): nucleus
Molecular function (GO): RNA polymerase II cis-regulatory region sequence-specific DNA binding; DNA-binding transcription activator activity, RNA polymerase II-specific
Source: RefSeq, a predicted model, not a curated record
AGCACGAAACUAAGCUGUGAAGACGCACUUCCUCUUCGCUUCGCUAAGAGCUUCGUACAUCUUGGAUUCGGAUGUACGCUUGUGCGGCACACCGCAUGGCACUCGGAGACACCUCUGAUUGUUGUCACCUGAGUGAUACCUUAUUCGAAUUCCAAGGCUAGACACACAACAAUAACACGUUACGUGUAUACGUCACGUGCACGGUGUUCACGUGUCGACAAUGCUUAGACUUGACUUGCCUCCUAUUCUAUACUGUGGGCAGAGCUGCGGGAGCGCCUCUAAGCCCGUCACCGCUCGAUAUUGCGGCUAUAUCGAAGUUUAGCGACGACACGCUAAGAACUUCAAACGGCCUGCUGACACCUCUCGCGAAGGCGAGAAAACUUGCCACUCGUCGUCGACGGCACGUUCGCCGCGCACCCUCCAGCGCAAUCGCAAAAUGGCGGCGCCCUCAAUAAAACGGUCUGAAGUUUUUUUUUUUUCUCAUUUUUUCUCGUCUUCUUUUUUUUUUUUUAAAGGAGCCAUUGGCUCGGCCUCGGCAAGCAUGUAGUAUGGACUACAAUUACUAGUAUGAACCACCGAACCAUCGUUAAUAGAUACGUAUGAACCAUGUAGUACGUCACGGCUCGCGAGCAUGCCAGUGUUGCUCGACUGUUAUGCCCAUUCGGGUCUAAUAUAAAAAAAAUCAAUUACAAAUUACGUGCUGGCUCAAAUGCCCUAAAAUUUUGCCAACGUGUUUUGAACGCACAAGGAUUACCCCAAUAGGGAGUUUUAGGUUAGGGGACGCAAGCGACUGGCGUACGCAACGACCAGUACCGUGGCCCCUGGUGGUUGGGGUUAUAGAGUUUGCUAGAAAAGUCUAUUGUUGCGGUAGUGUUGUGCGUGUGGGUCACGAGUCGAACCUGGCACACAUAGCCGGCAAUUGUUUCGUCUGACACCCUAGUUCUCGCGUACGCAAGCAGCUAAAGAAACUCUAUAUUAUGAUCGGAAAUUGAGUGUCGUGCUCUUUUAAAGAGUGUAUAUAUGUUAAACCGUGCUCGAGCUCGUGGCAAACGAGAUUGGUGUAGGCGCGUGGGCCUCAUUCUAGGCCUCCUUGCGAUGCAACAGCUCUUCAAUGCCAUGGCCGUCAAUGCAGAUUUACAGCAACAGCAGCAGCAGCACCACGGUUCUUCUGCUAUCGGUCCUGCAAGCGGCUCUAACCGCAAUGCUUGCAACGGUGGUAUCGGCGGCGGCGGCAACAACGGCGGCGGUCACAUCAAGGAGCCUAAGAUUAACGCGUACAUACUGUGGUCGCGCGCGCAUCGGCGCAAGAUCGUGCUGGAAAAUCCCGACAUGCACUACAAGGAGGUAUCCAGUCGUCUGGGCGCCGAAUGGAAGCAGCUAAACGAGGACGACAAGCGGCCGUUCACCGACGAGGCCACGCGGCUACGCGAGCAGCACAAGCGGGACUACCCGGACUACAAACAGCCUCGAAGCAAGCCCAAGCCUCCGACGUCCAAGAAGUCGGACCAGCCUUACGGCAUGCCGGCCGGCGCGUACUACGUCACGGACUCGCACAGCGCCUACUUGCACCACCAUAAGGGGAUCGCCUUCUUUCACGACGCGUUCAACACAGCUGAGACAGCCGACGCUGCCCCGAGGGAGAACGUCUGGAGCGUGAUGCCUGAUCAGCAGCCGCAGCAGAGUUCGCCACAUUGUUUCUCGAGCAGCCCGGCGCCGCCUGGCACCUACUCGCCUUGCCUUCCGGAAGUGAAGCCGCACAAGGCGGAACCCUACGAGGAACUGUGGGAUCCCCUGCAGGCCUUCUUCCACGACGCGUUCAACACAGCUGAGACAGCCGACGCUGCCCCGUGGGAGAACGUCUGGAGCGUGAUGCCUGAUCAGCAGCCGCAUCAGAGUUCGCCACAUUGUUUCUCGAGCAGCCCGGCGCCGCCUGGCACCUACUCGCCUUGCCUUCCGGAAGUGAAGCCGUACGAGGCGGAACCCUACGAGGAACUGUGGGAUCCCCUGCAGGCCUUCUUUCACGACGCGUUCAACACAGCUGAGACGGCCGACGCUGCCCCGUGGGAGAACGUCUGGAGCGUGAUGCCUGAUCAGCAGCCGCAGCAGAGUUCGCCACAUUGUUUCUCGAGCAGCCCGGCGCCGCCUGGCACCUACUCGCCUUGCCUUCCGGAAGUGAAGCCGUACGAGGCGAAACCCUACGAGAAACUGUGGGAUCCCGUGCACAGCGGACCGGGAUCACUGUUCUCCGAAGUUUACGGAGUGUACCAAACCUCGGUACUCACCUCUACCGUUGUGUCGACCGGAUACCCAGACGCGGCUGCCGCCACUGCCACCGCGUACACGUACGGCGGAGGACUCGGUUACACCAGAGAAUAAAGAACCGUUACACCUCUG